Messenger RNA from Raphanus sativus (radish), 702 nucleotides. Its product is annotated as non-symbiotic hemoglobin 1. The coding region runs from base 83 to 565 and encodes 160 amino acids. Gene Ontology annotation, molecular function: heme binding; oxygen binding. The record is from RefSeq and is a predicted model, not a curated record. The transcript has 4 exons. NCBI's taxonomy places the organism in Eukaryota, Viridiplantae, Streptophyta, Magnoliopsida, Brassicales, Brassicaceae.
AAAUCUUUCCUAAUUUUAAUAAGAUCACACAGUUAUCAUUACGGAAAAGAACUGUAUAUCAAGUAAUUUAGUCUCUGAGGAUAUGGAGAGUGAGGGAAAGAUCGUGUUUACAGAAGAGCAAGAAGCUCUUGUGGUGAAGUCAUGGAGUGUCAUGAAGAAAAAUUCAGCUGAUUUGGGUCUCAAACUAUUCAUCAAGAUCUUUGAGAUUGCACCAACAGCGAAGAAGUUGUUCUCGUUUUUGAGAGACUCACCCAUCCCUGCUGAGCAAAACCCAAAGCUCAAGCCUCAUGCCAUGUCUGUUUUUGUCAUGUGUUGUGAGUCAGCAGCACAGCUGAGAAAAACAGGAAAAGUUACAGUGAAGGAGACAACCCUGAAGAGGCUAGGAGCCAAUCAUUCUAAAUACGGCGUCGUUGAUGAACACUUUGAGGUGACCAAGUAUGCAUUGUUGGAGACGAUAAAGGAGGCGGUGCCGGAGAUGUGGUCACCGGAAAUGAAAUCUGCUUGGGGUCAGGCUUAUGAUCACCUUGUUGCUGCCAUUAAAGCUGAAAUGAAGCCUUCUCACUAAAAUCUAUUUUAACAUAAUAAGCAAAAGAUGUCUACUUAUUACAAAACCUGUAGUCAAAUUUUGAAUAUGACUUGUUUGUAUUCAGUUUGGCUUUUGCUUGAAUUAUAAUAACACGUGUGGAUUGCAGUUCCAGAUUA